GCUGGGGAAAGGAAAGGGAGGAGCCCUGCGCACGGCAUUCUGGGAACGCGUGGUAUUCUGGGUACUCGGGGCCCGCCAUUCCGUCGCUUCCACGCCUUCGUCUUCUAACGUUUGUGCCAGAACCGAAAAGGAACCUACAGUUAUUUGCACAGGAAGAGUCCUGCCAAGAUGUCUAUUGGAGUGCCGAUUAAAGUCUUGCACGAGGCUGAGGGCCACAUAGUAACAUGUGAGACCAACACUGGCGAGGUGUACCGAGGGAAGCUCAUUGAAGCAGAGGACAACAUGAACUGCCAGAUGUCGAACAUCACAGUAACGUACAGAGACGGCCGAGUGGCACAGCUGGAACAGGUGUACAUACGCGGCAGCAAGAUCCGAUUUCUGAUUUUGCCCGACAUGUUGAAAAAUGCACCCAUGUUAAAGAGCAUGAAAAAUAAAAACCAAGGCUCAGGGGCUGGCCGAGGAAAAGCUGCUAUCCUGAAGGCCCAAGUGGCUGCAAGAGGAAGAGGACGUGGAAUGGGGCGUGGAAACAUCUUCCAGAAGCGAAGAUAAUUUUCUCUGUUGAAGGGAACUUUGUCCUUUUUUCUCUUAGGUUUUGGGAGGGUUACAUGUGCAUAUGUCCUAGGUUUUCUUUUGAUAUUUCUCUUUGUAUCAGAGAAACUGUUAAGCUAAAUAAAGUGUGGUUGUUUUAUGGUU
Acomys russatus (golden spiny mouse) is the source of this 693-nucleotide messenger RNA. RefSeq names its product small nuclear ribonucleoprotein D3 polypeptide (gene Snrpd3). Gene Ontology annotation, molecular function: RNA binding. The transcript has 4 exons. NCBI's taxonomy places the organism in Eukaryota, Metazoa, Chordata, Mammalia, Rodentia, Muridae. The record is from RefSeq and is a predicted model, not a curated record. Gene Ontology annotation, biological process: spliceosomal snRNP assembly; RNA processing. Gene Ontology annotation, cellular component: spliceosomal tri-snRNP complex; U12-type spliceosomal complex; pICln-Sm protein complex. The coding region runs from base 169 to 549 and encodes 126 amino acids.